Panicum hallii is the source of this 2054-nucleotide messenger RNA. Its product is annotated as probable folate-biopterin transporter 4. NCBI's taxonomy places the organism in Eukaryota, Viridiplantae, Streptophyta, Magnoliopsida, Poales, Poaceae. Bases 187 to 1701 code for a protein of 504 amino acids. The record is from RefSeq and is a predicted model, not a curated record. The transcript has 7 exons. Gene Ontology annotation, cellular component: membrane.
CUGAGCAGUUCAGGUCAGCAGCAGAGCGCGUGCGCGUGUCCGUCCGCGGACUCCCCGCGCGGCGCGGCGAGGGAAGAAGAAGGGAAGCCAAGGCAACAACUCAUCUCGUCUCUCCUUCCUCCCCCGUCGCCUCCCUCCCUCCCGGCUGAUCCGUCCAGCCCAAACCCCAGCAAGGAAGGAAGCAACAUGGCGGCGGCGGCGGCCCCGCCCCAGCACCAACAGGCGUGGUGGCCGGGGCGGAUGGGGGCGGCGUUCGGGCCCUCCUUCCUCUGCCUCGUCUGCCUCAUCUACUUCAUCCAGGGAUUCAGGUCUUUUGUAUGGACGGCUGUCUCCUACCAGAUGAAGGACAUGAUGAAGCUAUCGCCCUCCACAUCGCAGUUUUUGGUCUCUCUUGCAUAUUUCCCUUGGAGCAUUAAACCUAUAUAUGGGAUCUUGUCAGACUGCAUUCCAAUUAAGCAGAGGAAGCGUAUACCCUAUUUGAUCAUUUCUAGUUGUCUUUCUCUACUUCCGUGGCUUAUCCUUGGGCUAUCACAGACUUUAAGGACCUCAGCCAAUAUGCUUACUGCUUUGCUCAUAGUACAGAAUCUGGGAUCUGCCAUGGCAGAUGUUGUUAUAGAUGCAAUGGUUGCGGAAGCAGUUCGAUUAGCAGGGCCAGAGUUUUCUGGUGAUCUACAAUCAUUAUCUUGGUCAUCAAUGGCUGUAGGUGGGAUUUUGGGGAACUUAUUGGGAGGAUAUGCAUUAUCCAAUCUCCCAAUCCAUGCCAUAUAUGUUGUUUUCUCAGCCCUCCCAUUCUUUCAACUUGUUUCCUGCUUGUUUGUUGAGGAUGCUCCAAAAGGAUUUCAGAGUGCCAUUGAUGAGCAUAACUAUGUAGACAAUCAAAGUGCUGUUACUGCCUUUUCUGGAAAAGGGUCUAGUCAAGCACUUGGAUACGAGGGCACUAGAAGGCGAAAGGGAACUCGUAAAAUUAAUAAAAGGAGACCACUGUCAAAGUGGACUGAGGCUAAUGAGAAACACAAUGCCUCAGUCAAUUCAUCGCCAUCUUUGUCUCUGAGAUCAGCCUUCUUCAGUUUGUGUACAGCUUUUAAGCAGCCAACCAUUCUGCGACCUAUGGCGUGGUUUUUCUUUUCAAAUGUUACAAUUCCAAAUAUCUCGACAGUCAUGUUCUAUUAUCAAACGGAGGAGUUACAUUUGGAGGCAUCUUUUAUAGGGACUGCACGUGUGAUUGGAUGGUUUAGUCUGAUUCUUGGCACAUAUACCUACAACCGCUAUUUUAAGCGCAAGAAGCUCAGGAAUAUUCUUGUGUUUGCUCAUGUCGGUCUUGCCAUAACUAUCCUACUGGACAUUGCUUUGGUGUCACGGUUGCAUGUUCCAUACGGAAUUGGUGAUAAGUACAUGGUGCUCUGGGGUUCUGCUUUGGCUGAUGCAAUCAACCAGUUUAAGAUGAUGCCAUUCCUGAUCCUGUCGGGGCAGCUUUGCCCACCUGGAAUUGAGGGCACGCUGUUUGCUCUCUUCAUGUCCAUCAACAACCUUGGUUCAACACUAGGUUCAUUCCUGGGGGCUGCUCUGGCAUCGGCUUUGAACAUCUCGACGGCACAGUUUGACAAUCUUGCUCUGGGUUUGGGUGUACAGCUGAUCGGUACUCUCUUACCGAUUGGGUUCCUGUUUCUGAUUCCAAAGGAAGUUACAGGACUAACAUCAUAGGUUGAGGGGUGCGGGCCUAUCAUACCUAUUUUAUUUCCCCGGAAGGUAAUGGUCUGUGCCCGAAUUCCGAAUUCCUGACUCACUUACAGCUCUGUACCAGUCUACCAGAGUGAGAGGAGCAUAUUCAUCAUACUAAGUAAAUUAAAAUAUAGUUGGAAGCUAGACAGUUUUGUUGAAAGAUUUAUACGGCUCUGUACCAGGAUGAGAGGAAAGAAGAGUGCAGUAGAUGUUUAGGCAUACUGAAGUUGAUGUUACUUUAUAGAAAUUAGAAAACGUGGCAGCGAGAACACAGACAUGAUCUUAAGUGAUGUUACUCACGAAUAAAUCUGAAAAUAUUGGCUGCAUUUGUGUAA